Messenger RNA from Peromyscus californicus insignis, 2177 nucleotides. RefSeq names its product acrosomal protein SP-10-like. The record is from RefSeq and is a predicted model, not a curated record. The coding region runs from base 136 to 456 and encodes 106 amino acids. The transcript is spliced from 3 exons. Lineage: Eukaryota; Metazoa; Chordata; Mammalia; Rodentia; Cricetidae.
CUGGGCACCCACUGUCCAUUGCUGUUGCCUGAGUGGACUAUAAAUUCACUAGAGGCUGGUAUUUUCUGUGAGUGGUCUCUGAUCACCAGCUGUCUGGCACCAACACAGCCUGCUGCAAGAACCGGCUCAGGAGAAAUGGAAAACCUGCUGAAGCUGUGUCUCUUCUUUCUCUGCUUUGAAACCGCUCUCACUUUACAGUGUGUACUGUGUCCAUCUUACAAAAAUGGGGAGUGUGUUAAUGGGAAUCAGACAUGCACUGCACGACCUGGCGAAACUUGUAUGAUCCGCAGAAUCUGGAAUUCAAUUGAAUAUGGUAAACUGAAAAGUGCGGAGUUGGGGUGUACGGAAUUCUGUGAGUUUGAUGAAAAAUAUUCGGGAGGUGAAACAAUACAUACAUACUGCUGCGAUUAUGACGACUUCUGCAACAGCAUUGAUUUACCAAUAGUGAUGACUUAGUGUGAGCUAGUUUCAGGUGGACCCAUCUGUCAUUUCCUUUCCUCCCUGUCUUUCUUUUCUUCCCUUGGGUUUAAUUUUUUUCUGGACUGGAGAUUUUUCUAAGCCUCACAAUUGUGCAAGAAAUGCACAGAACCUUGGUACUGUGAAAGUAUAUCUAAUUAUAUCACUUAAUUCUUAUUCCUAAUAUGCCCUAGCCCUCAUCACCAUGAAUAUAACUGACACAUGGUUUUCAUCAAUGCAUUUAUCGCCUCAGUGUGGAUGGACAAGACAGAUGAAUAGAUAAAAGAACCGUAGAGGAUGAAGAAGCUGAGUAUCCUUUGUACAACAUGUGCUUUAGGAACUUGCUUAGUUCUCAUCAUUGUGACUUACACUUCCAGAGAACAAUUCAAAGGGAAAUGUUGAUGUGGAUCCUUGUUUCAGUCUUUCAUUGUCUUGCUCCAUUACAUGGGCCUAUGGUAAAGCUAAACAGCAAAGGCCAUGGCAUACCAAAACUGCUCACCUCAUGGUGUUCAGGAAGAAACAAGACAGAGAGAGGACUGUGGCAAGAUAAGGAUUUCAAGAAGUACACUCAGUGGCCCCCUCUCACUAUGCAGGCCCCACAGCUGAGAAGGAAGACAUCUGGAUGACUUUGUUCCCAUGAAUGAGAAAAUGACAACUAAAAGAUCAUAGUGCCAACUUUCACCCAGUGAAGAAAAUCUCUACCUGAUGUUUCUGUUAUAUUGCAGCCAGAAAAUAAAUCCACCAAAUGUUUCCUCUUCUUUGAAAGUUGUUCUUUCUGAACAUGUAGAAUCAUGGGUGAAAAUGGUGUUGACUCUCAUCUGUUUUAGGAAGGUACUACUCCACCAUGUUGCCUUUGUAUCAUUAAGAGGGAAAUUUAUUUGUAAGCCCUCACUCCCUGUCCCAUCUAAGCCCAGGCUCCUUAUGAUUACACUUUAGUCCCAAUUUAAUCAGAUUUCUUCUCUAUGUGCAUGAUAUACACAUAAAUCAGUAAGUCAUCAACCUGUUAGUUUAGUUUAAAAAUAAAUCCUAAGAGGAUUUAUUAAACAAUUAUUAGCCACAACCAUUUUCCCUUUAUUAAUUGCAUAUAUUGUCAGCAUCAUGGGUGGAAAAGGGAAAAGUGUCUGUGGAGUGCUUAGUCAGAUAUGGAAUAUCUAGGCCACAUAUCUCCCAUGCAGAGCUCAGUUGUACCACAGGAAAGAGGGAAGAAACAUUGAAGGCAUUAGAAAUGGUGUAGGCCUGGGGAAGAACUGUUUCCUGGAUAUGACAGGGUCUUUGCACUCAUGGACUGAUAGCAGCUGUGGUUCCCUACACAAGAUCUGCACAAGAUCAAGCUAGUCAGCACUCCAGCAUGGAUGAGGUGGAGGGACAUCAUUUCCUACCCUUAGCUGAGGGGCUACUGACAGUUAAUGGCUUUAAGGGAAACAGAAUCAGUUUUCUUCAGAGGUUUGGUCCUUGGUAGAUUGGCCAUGCUCUGAUAGAUGUCCCCAUAACCAUGUUUGUUUGAACAGCACUAAUUUGAUUCAGUGGUUUGGUCUUUUUUAAUGCCAUGAAGUAGGUAGCAUGGAGAGGAUCUAGAAAGGACUGGAGGGAAGAAUGAAUGAUGUGACUGUGACCAAAUAAUUUGUAUGCAUGAAUGAAAUUCUCAAAGAAUAACUAAAAUUUAUUCAUCAUAUUUGUUUAAAAAUGAACAACAUAUAAUAUGCUACUUAAAACUCUGUCUU